Molecule: messenger RNA, 1521 nt
Organism: Symbiodinium natans
Lineage: Eukaryota; Dinophyceae; Suessiales; Symbiodiniaceae
Source: the annotation of a GenBank genome assembly
AUGGCCGCCGAGUCCCAAUCGAUCCUGCUUCUUACAUUUAGCCGGCAUCCAGAAGAACUCUUUCGAGGGAUCAUGGAAGCAGCGGAGCUGGCACCCUAUCGUGAUGCUCUGGCAGUGCGGGGAUUCUCCGUGGUGCUCGAUUGCGGCGCCAAGGUGCUAGUGCAGGCCGUACACUACCAGCCUUUGAUGGAACACAUACGCAUGACUGGAUGUCGCUUCACAUGCAGGCAUGUGUUCCUGGACCCCUCGCUGGAGGAUGUAGUUUCGUCAUUGGUGGCGAGCCUCCCCAAGAGGUUGAAGGUCAAAGCGCUAAGCUCCGAUACAGUGCCCCUGAGCUUUGCGACAACAUGCGCUGAGAUGCCAGGUGCCGUGUCGAUCCACAAGACCUUCAUUGACGUUCAAGUGCCGAGCUCCCUCCUCUCAAGUGGUGAAAGUGGAGCUGUUACUGCAUCUACCACAGAGGCCGAUUUGAGGAAAGGGCGCAACCCGCGGAUAACCAGCCGAUCAGCCUGCGCAGCAAAGCAUCAUCAGCACGUGCGUAGGCUGCAGGAGAAGGCGGAUGCGGAUGUGGUCGCCACGGCCAUCCUCGAUGCCGUCCUUUGCUGUGGCCGUUUUGGCCUUGACCCCAGCUUCCGCAUGCAGCGGAAGGAGCCAGUCACGACCCCGAUGUUGUCUGAGUACUGGUCCAGGCCGGACAGCCUGGCCUUCACCAUCGGUCUUGGUGCAGCUCUCCUUCGGGACCAAAUCGCUUGCCAGCUGGUUGCCUUUGAUGGAACGUUUCGCCUCCACCUGUUGGGGUGCAGGUGGCACGUGGAAGGAACAAUGGACUUUCAGAAGCUCCUGAAGCUCAUGAUCCACGUUUUGUCGGGCAUUUGCCGAAUUACCUGUCUCAAGGUAGGUUUGCUGGGGCCUGAGAUGCUGGGCAGAGACCACAUUGCCGAGGCCAGUUUCCGUAAGGCCAUGGAGAUGAGUGGAUCGCAGCUGAAGAUCCAGGUCAGCACCCGCCGGUACCAUGACUCGCCCCCACCCGCGGCCAAUCUGGCCUUGGUCCUGAACGGAGGAAUAGACAGCAGCUUCGGAGCAUGGGCCCCCACCCUGCAGUUGCUCCUUGAGCAUCGGACUCCUACGGCGUUCACAGGCUACGCGCCCUACGACAAACUAGGCUGCGAACGAGUCCUUCGCCUCAUGAAGAGUGCCGUCCAGGUGCCCACGCUGAGCAACCCAUUUCGGUUCAAUAUGGGGACCCUUGCGUCUGAUGCAUUCGUGGUGUGUACCUGUGGUGUAGAAGAUGGCCAGCCUGUACCAUCAAGCAGCGAGCUGGAAGAGGUGCACAGGCUCGAGCGAAUUGAGAAGCUCAAGGAUCUUGAGCGACUGAACGCAGAAGAUGGCAACAGUGAUGCUGUCCAGAACCUGAAGUCACUGCGCCUUGAUUUGGAACGUGGUCUGGAACUCAUCCCGCCCGAUGUUACGCAUUCCGACAUUGAACGGUGGGCCCUUGGCCAGUCCGAAGCGAGGUGGUAG